GGGGCGGCGGGGGAGUCGCCGCCAAGGCCGCCUGUGCCCGGGGAGAGCUCUCCACCUCGCCAGGAAAGCUGGAGCGAGCUGCUGGCGGGUGUCACGUUUCCCAUCCCGAAGGAAAAGAAACUGUUGCUGCUGCAGAGCGUGCUCGCCCGACAGGGAUGAGUCAAGCUGCCGGGGCCAAUCGCCAGCAGAAGGACAAAGGCAAGGGGGGAGGGAAGCCCACCCCGGCCGCAUCAGAAAGCCCCCGGGGGAGGCAGAGCCCUGCGGCUCCCGCUGACAGCAGCGCGGCCGCGGACCGGGCGCCUGGCUCCGCGGCGGUGUUUCUUCUUUCUUCAUCGACCUCCUCCUCCUCCUCCUCGCCGAGCUUAAAGGGGGAAAGCAGCGUCCGGCGGAGGGAGAGAAACUUGGGUCGGUGCGUGGGGUGUCCGGCGAUCGGCUCGGUCCUCGCGAUCAAGAUGAAAAGUAAAAAAGGUGUAGUUGCAAUAUCAGGCAGUGAAACGGAGGAUGAUGACACUAUGGAUGUCCCACUGGAUCUUUCCUCAUCUGCUGGCUCAGGCAAACGGCGGAGACGUGGCAACCUGCCCAAGGAAUCUGUGCAGAUUCUUCGGGACUGGCUCUAUGAGCACCGAUACAAUGCUUAUCCUUCAGAGCAAGAAAAAGCGCUGUUAUCCCGACAAACACACCUUUCCACACUACAGGUCUGCAACUGGUUUAUCAAUGCACGCCGCAGGCUGUUACCUGACAUGCUGAGGAAGGAUGGCAAAGACCCAAAUCAGUUCACUAUCUCACGGCGAGGGACCAAGCUUCCCGAGGGCGGCCUGGUGGAGUCUGCCAUCAGCACAAAGAACUACAUUCCCCUGCUGGAGGAGACCGCCUUCCUUCCUGCUGCCGCGCCGCUCGGCAAGACUGUGUCCUCUUCCAAGCCGGCCUCCCCGGGCUCGGUCCUGGCUCGGCCGUCGGUGAUUUGCCACACGACUGUGACUGCAUUAAAAGAUGCCCCUUUCCACUUUUGCCAGCCAGCUGAUGUAGGCCAGACCACGGACCUGCAGCAGCCCCCGGCUGGUGGCUUCACAGAUAACCCCCUCUCCUGCCACGAGGACGCAUCCAAACUGGGACCUGGUGCAAACACACAAAGUGGGCUCUUUAACACUCCUCCUCCAACACCACCAGACCUUAACCAGGAUUUUAGUGGAUUCCAGCUUCUGGUGGAUGUUGCACUUAAAAGGGCGGCAGAGAUGGAGUUGCAGGCGAAACUUAUGGCCUAAAUCCCCUUCCUUCUCCUUCCCCGUUUUGUUUUACCAGGCAGGGAUCUAACAGCUGUGUGGUUAUUGCCACCCACACCAUAUCAAAAGACUUCACUGCAUUAUUAUUAUUUUUUUUAUUAAUCUUAUUUGCACAAGGGGAUUGCUGAAAUGAAGCUUCCUGUCACUGAGAUGGUCUUCAGUGGAAUACGGUCAUUCCAAGAAUUAUAAACUUAAAGCUACUGUAGAAAGAAAGGAUUGUGUGUUUUGUUGGGAUUUUUUUUUUUUAAUGUUUUCUUUGUAGAUUUUUCAUAAUGUGAGAUGUUUCCCAAGAUCAUGUGAUUUGUUUUGUUUCCUUCAGACUGUGCAAUAUCUAGUAAUGAUAUAGAGUCUUCUUAUCAUUCCCAUGUGGAACGGAAUAUACCGACACGCUGUCUAAAUUUUCAAUUUUUUUAACAAUACAAACUUUGGAUGAUCAUGCUUUUUUCCCAUAAUAUAAUAAAAUAUUUUCU
Molecule: messenger RNA, 1750 nt
Organism: Catharus ustulatus (Swainson's thrush)
Lineage: Eukaryota; Metazoa; Chordata; Aves; Passeriformes; Turdidae
Gene: TGIF1
Product: TGFB induced factor homeobox 1
Biological process (GO): regulation of transcription by RNA polymerase II
Molecular function (GO): DNA-binding transcription factor activity, RNA polymerase II-specific; RNA polymerase II cis-regulatory region sequence-specific DNA binding
Source: RefSeq, a predicted model, not a curated record